This is a messenger RNA of Durusdinium trenchii, 837 nucleotides long. NCBI's taxonomy places the organism in Eukaryota, Dinophyceae, Suessiales, Symbiodiniaceae. The record is from the annotation of a GenBank genome assembly.
AUGGAUGAGAUGUUUGUCGAGUUCUUCGACGCCAUUGACGAGCUGUCGGAUAACGAUGAGCUGGAGGGCACCAGUGGCAUGGGCCUGGGCUUGGUGAUUCCAAAGCUGAAGACGGACCAGGAGAUCGCUGCACACUACUCCGUGCCACUGCCAUCGCUGCAACAGCUGAAGGUGGACUUCCCGGAAUGCCCCGCCGCCGAGCUGUCGCGGUUCCUGGCGCGGAAGAGCGUCUCCGGCGAUGUGUCCAAGGCCACCAAGCUGGUUGCCGCCUACCUCGAGUGGAGGAGAGGCAUUUCCAAGUGGCCUGCGGCCCCUAGCGACCUGCCCAACCCUUUCCGCUUCAACGGUUUCGCCAGAGAUGGCAGCCGACUCUUGCUGCUGCUGCCUUGCAGCAUCGACAUCUCUUUCAAACCAGAACUCUACUGCCAAAAGCUGGUCCGGAGUCUGGAUGUUGAGGUGGAGCGCUCCGAUUUGCUGCGCUUCACCGUGCUCUUGGACUGCCGGCCGCACACCGCCUUGGGCUAUGAUGCCAAGCCCGUCUGGCGGCUCUGGACGCACAUCUCGGCCAUGGCCAAGAUCUUCCAGGCUUACUUCCCAGAGCGAUUGCAGCGCUUUGUGAUUUACCCUGCCGGAGACCUGGAGAUGGGCGCCUUUCGGAUGUUCAAGGGGCUCUUGUCCACUGAGACAGUGAAGAGGGUGCGGCUGCUGUACAGCAAGCUGGGCUAUGCGGCCGCUGCCCCGCCUCCUGAAUUGCUUGAGAUUCUGGACGUCAGCGAGAUACGGAGAGAGAACAAAGUUUUCUUCACGGGUCUCGAGGCAGACGGAAGCCCCUGCUAG